Messenger RNA from Rangifer tarandus platyrhynchus (Svalbard reindeer), 582 nucleotides. Lineage: Eukaryota; Metazoa; Chordata; Mammalia; Artiodactyla; Cervidae. The record is from the annotation of a GenBank genome assembly.
AUGAACCAUGGGAGGAACCCGCAGCCACACUCCUCCGCUGUGGCCGAGGGACCUGCCGGGGAUCGGAGUGCAGGCCGAGGUCUGGGGCCACACUCACACUCCCAUCACGGACGGCUGGCAAAGGUGCCCCGGUGGAUGCCGAGAUGGGAAGGGGAGGGCGGGCCGCUGAGCUUUCACCAGCGGUCACGACCGCCUAGCGCUGAGGCACGUGAGCACAAGCUGCUCUGGACCAGGGGACGCCCUGCUUACACCGAGGUCACCAGACAGACGUUCGUGCUUUCACAGAAAUUAUUCCUCACUGGUAUCAGCUCCUUCUCAAGUAACUUUGCAAGGAUGCUAAACAUUUUAAUCGAGUUACAAAGUAGUCUGAACUACGAGAGCAGGACUCUAGAAGGUGAUCCCUCAAAGGAAAUGGUGGGGGUCAGAGAGGGCCACGGCCACGGCCCCAAAACCAAGAAGCACUGCUGUCACCCCGCCCACACCGAGCCUCCUGGCCAGGGAGAGCGUGAGUCAGCCCCGACGAGGAAUCCGACUUUCCUUCAGCCGAUUGCACGCUCUGAGCUGAACGUCUCACAGAGGUAA